AACAGCAAGCACAGCGAGCACGCAGCCACGGCAGGACACACGGAUCACCCCCCCCCCACCCCACCCCAGCCUUCCUCCUCCCGCACCACCUCACCGCUUCGCCUCCACCACCGCUCCCGGCCCAAAAGUUGCUCGCUUUUCCCCUUGCUGCCGUUCGCCUCUGGGUUUUGGGGGAGGAGUGUUUUCUUGGUGCCCUUUGAGGUUUAGCAGGUUUCUUGAGGGGUUUUAGGCGGAGUUUGGAGCCCAGUCAAAUGCGAGUGGAGUGAUGCGGGCCAUGGAGGAUGGGGUGUUCAUGGCGGUGAGGCGGACGGAGCACGUCCAGGUCACCUCCCGGGCGGUGGAGGUGGCCAAGGGGAAGGAGACGGAUGGCGGUGCCGGGCCGAGGACGGUCAGGGUGUUUUGUGACGACUACGACGCGACUGACUCGUCCGGUGAUGAGGAGGAGGAGGCCGCCGCGCGCCGGAGGGUGAAGCGCUACGUGCAGGAGAUCCGUCUGGAGCCGGCGGUGAAGGAGGUGGCUGCCGUGAGAGUCGUCGCGGCGGCGGCGACAAUCUCGGCGAAGCCGAGGGUGGUGGUCCCUGGCAGGAAGAGGAAGGCCGACGGCGAGCCGCGGUUCCGCGGCGUGCGGCGGCGGCCGUGGGGCAAGUACGCGGCGGAGAUCCGCGACCCGUGGCGGCGGGUGCGGGUCUGGCUCGGCACCUUCGACACGGCCGAGGAGGCCGCCAAGGUGUACGACUCGGCGGCCAUCCAGCUGCGCGGCCCUGACGCCACCACCAACUUCGAGCAGGUCGGCGACGACGACGUCGCCGUCCCCGCCGAUCGCCUCCCCCAACCUCCGGCGGCGUCCAAGAACGCUUCUUCCUCCGCCACCUCCUACGACUCCGGCGAGGAGUCCCACGUGGCGGCGGCGUCCCCCACCUCCGUCCUCCGCUCAUUCCCUCCGUCCGUCGCUGCCGCCACCGAGGACACCUGCAAGAAGCCGUCACCGCCUUCCCGCGCCUCGGUCCCGGAGACCGACGAGUCCAGUGGCGUCUUCGGCUGCCCCUUCUCCGGCGACGGCUUCGCCGGCGAGUUCCCACCACUCUACACCGACUUCGACCUGCUGGCCGACUUCCCGGAGCCCCCGCUGGACUUCCUCUCCGACCUCCCCGAGGAGCCCUUCUCCCUGCCCGCCUUCUCCGCCGGCGGCGAGUGCUCAUCGGACCGGCAGCCGUCGCCGGUGAAGUGGCAGCAGGUGGACGACUUCUUCCAAGACAUCACCGACCUGUUCCAAAUCGACCCGCUGCCCGUCGUCUAGCGCACCAACUGUAAUCACCGAACUAGCGUCGUCUAAUUCGGCCAAUUUUGUUUGCAUUUCGUCUCCUUCUCUUCUACUAUCUUUUAGAGUAGGUGCCACCCCUGUCAAGGAAGAAGAAGCCGUGCACCGGUGUAGGUGCCACCCCCCGUCAAGGAAGAAGAAACCUUUGAUGCUGGGCUCUUUGUUCGGUUAUGGUCCUGUUACCGCAAUCAAGCUAUGAGUAAUU
Phragmites australis (common reed) is the source of this 1523-nucleotide messenger RNA. Its product is annotated as ethylene-responsive transcription factor CRF1-like. Gene Ontology annotation, molecular function: DNA-binding transcription factor activity; DNA binding. The record is from RefSeq and is a predicted model, not a curated record. The coding region runs from base 266 to 1297 and encodes 343 amino acids. Gene Ontology annotation, biological process: regulation of DNA-templated transcription. The transcript has a single exon. Lineage: Eukaryota; Viridiplantae; Streptophyta; Magnoliopsida; Poales; Poaceae.